GGUGAUAGACAGUAUUGCGCAAUGAGCUGCAAUAGCAUCCUUAGACAGUUAGUAAUGUUCUCUAUUUAGUGCUCCUGUGUCAAUGGUUAUAUGCCUAUGGAUUUGUUCCAAGAUCACAAAGAUUUUAUCCAAAACUACGUGCAAAACAAUUUUAUGAAUUAAUAAUAAGAUCUAUACACAGUAGUUAUGCAGCUUAGUUAAUUAAUCACCACACUGAAUUUUCAGUAUUUAUUAUUUUAAAAUACAGACUGACCUAAAAGAAAGAUUCUAACCAUACAAAGCACAACGUCCUCAUAACAUCAAGACAACCCAAGUUCUGAGGGGAUCAUUAGUGGUCCUUUCUGGAGUAGAGAUUCAUGGGAACUGUAGUGUAUGCUCACAAUGAUUGCUAGCAAGGAUAAUGACCGCUUGAAAAUGAGAACUACAACUACCAGAUGUUUGGUCCUGAGUUUCUGUAACAGAGGUGCAACAACUUCGAGAUCCAGCCUGAUGUUCUUCUGAUAGCCGACUUGAAGUCUCACUUGUGGAGUACGGUCUCAUAUAUAAACAUCGCAACUUUGCAUCUCUUUGUCGCUGGUCGACAUGUCAGGGAGUGAUGAGGCGAGCGAGUCGGAGCAGCUCGGCUCGAGUCUUUCUGUGUGGCUCGGGGAGAGUAGUGGCGCACUCAUCCGGCCGGAGGAGUUGAACGUGCCGCUGGACCUGCACACUGCAUGUUCUAUCGGCCAGUAUGACGUCGUGGCACAGUGUAUCCGCAGUGGGGAAGUCGAUUUGGACCGCAAGAACUUGGGAGGUUGGACUGCUCUGAUGUAUGCCGCUUACAUCGGCCAUGACAACAUCGCCCGACUGCUGCUGGAGAACGGUGUUAGCGUCAACGCUGCCACGUCCAAGGGCCUAACCCCACUCAUGCUAGCUGCCAGCUGUGGGAACGAGAGCAUUGCCCACUUCUUACUGCAGGGAGGGGCUGAACUCGAGCGAAAGGAUGCACGUGGUUGGACGGCUCUGUUGCAUAGCACCAGCACAGGACACCAGCAGAUGGUGAAGCUGCUGCUGGACAACAAUGCUAAUGCUAACGUCAAGGAGCCAGGUUCAGGGUUCACUCCUCUGAUGGAGGCAGCUGCUGCGGGCCAUGAGAUUAUCGUUCAGUACCUGCUGGAUCGGGGUGUAAGAGCGGACGAGAGGAACUCAAAGGGAGAGACGGCUAGAGUGCUGGCUAUGUUGUAUGGGCACACCAAGAUUGCAAGUGUCAUAGACAAGCACUCUCUCAGAGUUAAAGGAGGUGCUCAUGAGGAGUUCAGCUCCUCAGAGGAGGACAGUACAGCUUCUCCUCGGGCACGAUCUGGACGCCCCAGACCCCGUGGAGGACCCAGCAUCCACGACGGCCCACAGCACAUAGCCCUGUUCCGGGUCGGGGGUGCAGGGACCAGCCGACACAGUGAGCCAGCAGCAGCCCCUCCUGGCUACAUGACAUUCCAAGACGGGUGUGAGACUGGCGAUGACAUUUGUAAUCGUGAUGUCACCUCCCCUAUUAAUGACCUGGACGGCCAGAGUAACAGCAGCAAAGAUGACUUCUUUGAUAAUGACAUGCCCACCCUGCGCAGUAGCAGCAGCAGUAGCGAGUGUUUGCCUCGUCUCCUGGGCCUCAGCCGAGAGGCCUCCCUCGAGAGCAACGAGGACUCGGAUCAGGCCAAGAGGAGUUGCCCCCGGCGAUCAAAUAAACCCCAUCACUCCAAGGGCAAGAGUCGCCAUGGUAACAGUGAGGCAGCCCACCCAGGUGAUGCGGGAAGUCGUCCACAGGCUUACCCGCCCUCCUACACAGGCCCUAAGGACCUGGGAGAAUUCUUGGAACAGAUUGGCUUCAGUAAAUACCUGGCCCUGUUGGAGGAGCAGGACAUUGACCUAAGAAUCUUCCUCACGCUCACUGAGAAUGACCUAAAGGAAGUAGGCAUUACUCUGUUCGGCCCCAAGCGUAAGAUGACGUCGGCGAUUGCCCGUUGGCACAGUAACGCACGUCCUCCCAGUGAGGCUCUGGAGCAGGCCUAUGCCGACCAGUUGGAGGCGGAGAUGCAGGAGAUGGCCAUCCAGCUGCACAAGCGCUGCAUGGAGGUGGAGGCGCUGCAGGGCCAGGUGGCCCAGGAGAAGGAGCUGCGUGCGGUGAUGGAGGGCUGCCUGAUGGAGGAGAAGAUGGGCUGGAGGAACGUGCGCGCCCAGCUGCAGGAGGACCUGCGACACGCCGCGGAACUCUCCGGAACGCUGCACACACUACGCGCCUGCCAGGGCCAGCUGCGAGCACAGCUGAGCGCCGACAGGACAGAUAGCUCCAAUGAGGUCUUAUCAAAGAUGGAGUCAUGUGAGGAGGAGUUAGCCCUCAAGCUUCAGGCGUUGUCCCAGAGCCUUGGGCGUCUCUGUACAGAAAGACCUGGAAGUUUGGUGGAGUCCUAGCAUGAGAAGGAGCAGAUCCACUGUACAGAUCUACUGACUGACGAUGACCCUACCACCCUACACACAAGAGAUGGAGUGACAGAGUGCAACCUGGAAGAGAGGGAGAAGGAAGGAAUGAGAGGACCAUCAGGGAGGAGAGUAGGAAGGCAGCCAGUGACAAACAGGUAGAGGGCUUUCCGCUCUGUCAUACCUGCGCACAUGUAACACGGGAUGGACCAAUCACAGUGAGGACGGCAUUCUGGACGGUGCAAGAGAGGACCAAUCACAGUGAGCCAUCACAUAGAGGAUGCGGGACCAAAGGAGCUCCUCGCCAGAGGGAAUUUGAGGCUUGGAUGAACAGAUGUGAACACUAACAGUCACAAACACACACACACACACACACACACACACAGACUGUACUGUCAAAUCAAAUCUCUGAGAAUCAGUUGACGCUAACUCAUGAAUUGUUUUGUUUUUUGUUAAUGACUCAAAAUAUAUUAUAAUAUAAAUUGUUUUGAACCUAAAUGUGACAUAUUCAUGUACAACGGGAAGUCCGGUUCCAGCAUAUGGAGCAUGGAAUCACGGAAUAGUAGAAAAAUUAAAACUUAGAACUAAUAAUUAACAAGAGUGAUCCAAUCUUCCUUGAGCAGGAUUGCCCGCCUCUAUAUUACAGCUGGAAGGGCCAGGGAAGCUUUUAUUUGUAUAGUGUUAUAACAUACAAGUAUGUCUGAAGGUUAAAAAGUCCAGCUUGAACUUGAUCCCCCUUAUGGAAAUAAGGUCUAUGCCAGAACUCCCUUAAGGAUUAAAAUGAAUGAUUUUAUAGACAGAUCUACAAUCAAUCAUACAACUGAAUACAGGAGGUAAAUGCUAUAAUUUUAAAAGGCUAGAUAUGGAUGUGUGGUGUACAUGUUUGCAGUCAUACGUUUGUGAAGUUCUGUAAGAUGAUGCCAGUUAUCAUCACCUCCCUAAUUGUUUGUUUAUCUGUCAAAACAGUGGGACCAUCUAAAUCUUGUAAAUGUUUAAUGUUGCCUCUUACUCGUUUAAGUAAUUAUAGGAGAAAGAAUAUAUAAUUAUAGUCCCUUUUUAAACCCUUUAGAAUUAAUUGCUCCAAAUGAUUUAUGGAUUUAAUAAAU
Molecule: messenger RNA, 3551 nt
Organism: Alosa alosa (allis shad)
Lineage: Eukaryota; Metazoa; Chordata; Actinopteri; Clupeiformes; Clupeidae
Gene: anks3
Product: ankyrin repeat and sterile alpha motif domain containing 3
Exons: 16
Coding region: 583-2439 (618 amino acids)
Cellular component (GO): cilium
Molecular function (GO): protein binding
Source: RefSeq, a predicted model, not a curated record